UUUUUUUUUUGUUACCAAAAUAUUUAGUAUUAUAAAAGUUAAAAAGCUCAAGAAACUAUUCUGCUUACUCUCCGUGUGUUUCGUUGUAAUUUUGAGCAUUUUAAUUAAUUUCUGUUAAUCUAAAUUAUGGCGUUGAAUCUGACGGUUAAAGUGCACCCUGUUGUAUUGUUCCAAAUUGUUGAUGCUUAUGAGCGUAGACAUGUCGACGCUCAUCGAGUAAUUGGAACAUUGAUGGGAACGGUCGACAAAGGCGUAGUUGAAGUGACAAAUUCUUUUGGCGUCCCUCACAAAGAAUAUGAAGACACGGUGGAAGCUGAUAUUGUAUAUGCUGCAGAUAUGUUUAAAAUGAAUCAAAAAGUCAACAGAUCAGAACAGAUUGUUGGUUGGUGGGCUACUGGUAAUGAGGUGACUACUCAUUCUUCGACAAUUCAUGAAUACUAUUUGAUUGAAUGUAAUAAUCCAGUGCAUAUCACUUUGGACACAACAUUGAAGAAUGAUAAUAUGGGUUUGAAGGCAUAUAUUAGUACACAAAUCGGUGUUCCUGGUGGUAAAACUGGAAAUAUGUUCAUCAAUGUUCCAAUUGAAGUUACAUGUUAUCAACCUGAAACUGUUGGAUUAAGCCUGUGUCAAAAAACAGUGGCUGUUGGACAAAAAUGUCAAGAACCAAUUGCUGAAUUAGUUCAGAUAGAAGAAGCUUCAUCAAAAAUCUCAGAUCUUUUGGAUGUAGUUUUAUCAUAUAUUGAUAAAGUGUUAGCAUCCAGUGAAUACAAUGCUGCCGACAACAGUCAUAUUGGUCGUAUGUUACUCGAUCUUAUGCAUAGCGUUCCCCAUGUAUCACCUGAACGAUUUGAAGAAAUGUUCAACUCUAAUGUUAAGGACUUAUUGAUGGUUAUUACUUUAUCUCAACUGACUAAGACACAACUAGAGCUCAACGAAAAACUUACAUUGCUUAGUUUGUCAUAAGUGUACUAUAUAUAAUACUAUUAUUAUUAUUAGCCACUGCAAAAUAAUUUUAUAACUUCAUUUUACAUACAUUUCAUCAAAUUUAUUUUGUUACACUGUAACUAAUUCAAUUCAAGGUAUAAACAAUAAUUAAAAGAAUACUGUAUUUA
Molecule: messenger RNA, 1112 nt
Organism: Sipha flava (yellow sugarcane aphid)
Lineage: Eukaryota; Metazoa; Arthropoda; Insecta; Hemiptera; Aphididae
Gene: eIF3f1
Product: eukaryotic translation initiation factor 3 subunit F-1
Exons: 6
Coding region: 127-963 (278 amino acids)
Biological process (GO): translational initiation
Cellular component (GO): eukaryotic translation initiation factor 3 complex, eIF3m
Molecular function (GO): translation initiation factor binding; translation initiation factor activity; metallopeptidase activity
Source: RefSeq, a predicted model, not a curated record